AUGGCCGUCGAUAUCCCCAACACCAGCUUAUCCGCAAACGACGCGCGCAUCCUCAACGCCCUCUUCGACCCAGAGACUCUGCCUUCAUCAGUCGCAAAAUCAAAAGACACAGCGGCAAUCGAUAAAUCGCUACCUGCACAUCCCAGCAUAUCGGCCUCGCAACUCGCACAUCUCGAGACGCAGCAAAAUGACAUCAUCCGCAAUGUUUCGAGUCGCUCCGACAGCGAAACAAUCGACGACGCGAUUGCGCAGCUCAACGCAACCGUGUUAGCAUGGCCAGACUAUGCAAGCGCCUACGUCAACCGCGCCAUGCUGCGCCGAAUGCGCAUAGAAGCGUCGCUGCAAGAAAGCCAGAACAUCUUCUCCGCGCCAAAGCAAGACAUCCAGGACCUCUUCCAGGACCUGUCACGUGCCAUUCAUCUCGCGCUGCCCGCCUCAUCGCCCAGCGCACCCGUGUCGGAAUACGCAGCGCGCAUCCUGCGCACGGCGUACUCGCACCGCGCGUACCUGUAUCUCAAGGCCGUCGAAACGGCAACUGAGCUGAAUGGGUUGGCCAAAAGCGAAAUCGAAGAGCUCGCGAGUAGGGAUUUCGCGGCUGCAGCGAGAUUUGGCGAUGAGGUUGCGCGCGAGAUGAGCGUUAGGACGAAUCCGUAUGCGAAGAUGUGCGGUGCUAUUGUGCGGAAUGCGCUGAGGGAAGAGCGCAAGGGUGAGGAGAGGCAGGAUUAA
Molecule: messenger RNA, 726 nt
Organism: Exserohilum turcica Et28A
Lineage: Eukaryota; Fungi; Ascomycota; Dothideomycetes; Pleosporales; Pleosporaceae
Exons: 1
Coding region: 1-726 (241 amino acids)
Biological process (GO): cilium assembly
Source: RefSeq, a predicted model, not a curated record